AUUCAAUGGCUGUUAGUUAGGAAUAUUUCUACACAUUCCCAUGAUUUAGUAGUUGACUAGCCAAAAUGUACAAAAUGUAGAUGUUCCGUUGAUGAUCCAUUCGCUCUAAACACUUCGUUUGUUGUACAGUUAUUAAUUUGUUCCAGUGACCACGUGACCUUUUCAACCAGAUAAAAGCUUUGCAAACUCCUGAAAUGGGUUAUGUUGGCCUUAAAUCUGUGGCUUAAAUCCGUUUGCUACGUGAACGGUUUUAAAUAAUAAAAAUGGAAUCUAAUGCCGUUUUAACGUGCUCCGUUAAUUUGGAAUGGCUCAACAAUCAGGGUACCACACAACGAAAGGUAGCAUACAAGACUGCUACCUUGAGACUAACUAGAAAUGAAUUCCAAGACAUUUUUCUGGAAAUUGCGCCGGAAAAAGGGGCCGAAAUAAGACUGAAACUAAAAUCCAUAACCGUUCACAAUAAAUUCAUGAAUGACGGAAAGGCUACCAUCAAAUUCCAACAGGAGAAAUGCACUGUAAUGCUUGUAAAUGCGGCACCAUCUCAACUGAUCAGUUUCUUACGUACCAUCUUUGUGAAGAUGACUGGCGAUAAAUCAUCCAAUUCAAAGAUGUCUCUACGAGCUCAGUUAUUGUCGAACAAGCCGAAAUCAUUCGAGGAAAUAAGCCCCGUGACGAUGGUUGAUUUGGAAAACGCACACAAGAAGAUUUCAAGAUCGACCGACACUACCCCGUCGCCAUCUAGUAAAAAACGGAAAAUCUCGGACGCGACCGGAAGGGCGCCCGUGGCAAAGAAGCUCCUGUCUGCAAUUCCCAAUGAAGUAAUGACCGACGAGCAGAAACGAGUUUUCGACGCCUGCAUGUCCGGGCUGAACGUUUUUUUUACGGGCAGCGCUGGAACAGGUAAAAGUUUCUUGCUUAAGAAAAUUAUAGCCGCAUUGCCUCCAAACGCGACUGCUGCAACCGCCUCGACAGGUGUGGCCGCUUGUCAUAUCGGAGGGACUACACUGCAUCAAUUUGCUGGUAUCGGACGAGGGGAAGCUACCCUUGAACGCAGCUUUGUCAUGGCCUCCAAGUCGGUUGUCGCACAGGGGUGGCGAAAAACCAAGCAUUUAAUUAUUGAUGAAAUUUCGAUGAUUGAUGCUGAUUAUUUUGAGAAAGUGGAAGAGGUGGCUCGAUACGUUAGAAGAAACGAUAAACCUUUCGGCGGUAUACAGCUUAUACUAUGCGGAGAUUUCCUGCAAUUGCCGCCCGUGACGAAGCGCAACGAGACGACCCGAUUCUGUUUCCAAUCGCCCAUGUGGGAACGCUGCGUUCAGCGUUCCUUCGAAUUAUCCGAAGUGCAUCGACAGCACGAUAGCGAAUUUAUUAAUAUUUUAAAUAAGUUGCGUUUGGGCGAGGUGCCCAAGGAGGUAGCCGACAAAUUAAUGGCGACAUCAAAGCAAAUAAUCGAACUUAACGGAAUUUUGGCGACGAGACUUUGUUCGCAUACCAACGAGGCAAUUAUGAUUAAUGAGUCGAAAUUGAAAAGUUUGGAGGGCGAGUCUGUAGCUUUUAAUGCGGUCGAUAGUGACGGAACGGCGACAAAGCAGUUAGACGAGCAGACGCCGGUGGCGAGCCAAAUUAUUCUUAAAAUCGGCGCCCAAGUUAUGUUACUGAAGAAUCUCAACAUUUCGUCUGGUUUGGUAAACGGGGCGCGAGGUGUCGUUGUGGGAUUCGAAGAUAACUUACCGGUGGUCACCUUUCGCAACCAAAAGUGUGCCAUAAAACAAGAACGUUGGUUAUGCAAAACUCCGUCCGGAAUGGUCAUAACUCGCAUGCAGGUGCCGCUCAAAUUAGCCUGGGCGUUUUCGAUUCACAAAUCCCAAGGUUUGACAUUAGACUGCGUCGAGAUGUCGUUGGGAAAAGUUUUCGAGGCCGGUCAAGCUUACGUCGCUCUCUCUAGAGCUAAAAGUAUGGACACUUUGAGGAUAUUGGAUUUCAAGGCAUCGCAAGUGUGGGCAAAUCCGACCGUCGUUGACUUUUACAAGAAGCUAAGAAGACGACUGGACGAUACUGAAAUUAUUCCGUUAGGUAGAAAAAAUACGAAUUCUAAAAGUACUUUACAAAAGGCAAAAGGGAAAUUAAGCAAAAUGAUAAUGGACAAACCUUUAGUUUCAAUUUCAUGAGAGUAUAUGACGUAUAAAUAAAUUUAUUUUGGUAUUUAAA
Photinus pyralis (common eastern firefly) is the source of this 2205-nucleotide messenger RNA. It is a transcript of the gene Pif1, whose product is annotated as ATP-dependent DNA helicase PIF1. The record is from RefSeq and is a predicted model, not a curated record. Gene Ontology annotation, molecular function: DNA helicase activity; ATP hydrolysis activity. The transcript is spliced from 4 exons. Lineage: Eukaryota; Metazoa; Arthropoda; Insecta; Coleoptera; Lampyridae. Bases 264 to 2165 code for a protein of 633 amino acids. Gene Ontology annotation, biological process: DNA repair; telomere maintenance.